Molecule: messenger RNA, 684 nt
Organism: Glossina fuscipes
Lineage: Eukaryota; Metazoa; Arthropoda; Insecta; Diptera; Glossinidae
Product: protein transport protein Sec61 gamma-2 subunit
Exons: 2
Coding region: 263-469 (68 amino acids)
Biological process (GO): post-translational protein targeting to membrane, translocation; protein targeting
Cellular component (GO): membrane; Ssh1 translocon complex
Molecular function (GO): transmembrane protein transporter activity
Source: RefSeq, a predicted model, not a curated record
CUUCUUUUUUUUUCUUUUUUUUUAUUGAAAAAGAAAAAUGAUAAUUUAUUAAUAUGAAAAACCCAUGCAUAUAGUGUCGAGAAAGUAUAUUUUAAUAAAAUCAUUAAAAAAUUUCCAAAAAAAAAAGAAAGUAGUAGGACCGACAGCAAAGAGAGCGUGUGAAAUCGUUUUAACAUAUUUUAAAAAUCUGAAGAUUCGUUAAAGUGUGUUGUGUGCCCUUAGCAAAUUUCUUCUUAAUUGUUCAACUUUUAAUUAACCCGCCAUGGAUAAAGUUGUUAAAUUCUGCGAACCUGGACGUGCUUUUGCCAAGGACUCAAUACGAUUAGUGAAACGCUGCACAAAGCCCGAUCGCAAAGAAUUCCAGAAAAUAGCUAUCGCUACAGCUAUUGGUUUCUGCAUCAUGGGUUUCAUUGGUUUCUUUGUCAAAUUGAUACACAUACCCAUUAAUAACAUAAUUGUGGGUUCAUAAGUGAUUCAAAUAAUAACAACAACAAAAACAAGGGAAAUAUCUUUUUUACAACUUGAAAGCUGUAUCAGCGAUUUAUAAUUUUAUAAUUCUUUUCUUUAAUUCAUCUGUAACGCUAUUUUCAAGUUAAAAGUUGCGCAGAAAUUUCUUUUCAAUGGUUUUGCAUUGUUUAAAAACUUUUCUAACAGCACUUUGUGCUAAAAAAAACGAAAAAAAAA